AUGUCUGACUCUAAUCAAACUCAGUUUAUUCAAGAGUACCAAUACGCCGACUCUUCUGAAGGCCUCCUUUUUUACGACACGGCUAUCGCCUUCUCCCAGGAAUACCAAGUCGUCUGGAGCCGUGGAGUUACGGGGGCCAGCGCUAUAUACAUAGCUCUUCGUUACUCCAACCUGACAACUGCAGUAAUGACCCUUGCCUUACUUGCUGUACCAUCCUGCGCAGUUGUAUAUCUUAAAGUCGGUGUUUACGGGCGCUUUAUGCUUUGUGUACCUUUCACAAUCAGUAUUUGGCUUCCCAGAUCACGCCAGUGGAUACAAUAUUGUCUUGCGGAGGCUCGAAGAUCUCUGCUACCGAGAAUAGAAAAGAUGAUACAACAGUGCGAGCGCAAUGAAUUCACCUAUGUGCUUGCCAUUGACAUUUCCGCUCUCAGGAUCAGCUCGGUGGUCCUAUGCCGCUUUUUCCUUAACCUUCGACAAGCUGCUAACUCGCAUGACGCCACCGAUGUGCACUCGAGUAGGACAUUCUCCGGUACAACGUCGAGAAUUGUCGGGGACAUGGGCGAGAUGCUUCAAGAAUGUCCCUGCGAAGAAAGUACGCCCGUGGACGAGUACUACGAUAUCGAGGUCGAAAAUCUCGAUGCUCGAACGAUCCCAGACGGCGAUGAUGAGGUUGAUGGGUCUGCUGCUGUUGCAGAGGGACAUGUUGUGUAA
This is a messenger RNA of Postia placenta MAD-698-R-SB12, 711 nucleotides long. RefSeq lists its product as hypothetical. The record is from RefSeq and is a predicted model, not a curated record. Bases 1 to 711 code for a protein of 236 amino acids. The transcript has 6 exons. Lineage: Eukaryota; Fungi; Basidiomycota; Agaricomycetes; Polyporales; Adustoporiaceae.